Messenger RNA from Myripristis murdjan (pinecone soldierfish), 587 nucleotides. RefSeq names its product chemokine (C-C motif) ligand 25b (gene ccl25b). Lineage: Eukaryota; Metazoa; Chordata; Actinopteri; Holocentriformes; Holocentridae. The transcript is spliced from 5 exons. The record is from RefSeq and is a predicted model, not a curated record. Gene Ontology annotation, biological process: immune response. Gene Ontology annotation, cellular component: extracellular region. Gene Ontology annotation, molecular function: chemokine activity. The coding region runs from base 151 to 447 and encodes 98 amino acids.
GCUUGGUGACGGGAGGAGGGCAGAACACACAUGUGCGCUAUAAGAGCACAGACGCACACACAGGCAAGACUGCAUAAACGGCUCCUACUCCCAAGACAGCUUGUGAAAUCCUGAGUGUAAGAAGUGGACCGCACAAGAACAAGAGCAGCCAUGAAGUUCCAGAUCCUGUUCUUCCUUCUGCUCCUCGCCUGCAUGUACCUGAGUCUGGCACAAGGCUCAUAUGGCAACUGCUGUCUCGGCCAUGCUAAGGGGAUAAAAAAGAGUGUGAGGAAAAACGUGGAGAGCUACAGGAUGCAGGAAACAGAUGGUGACUGCAAUUUGAGAGCUGUUGUGUUCCUGGUGAAGAGGAGGCCUGGACUCGCAAAACAGUUCACCAUCUGUGCCAAUCCCGACUUCAGCUGGGUGCAGUCCUUGAUGACAGAGGUGGAUAAUCGACGGUCCCUUUAGAUUGCUCAAAGGAGAGAAACGAGAGAUUCGGGACCAAGAGAGAAGCUGGUUCAUCUCCUCAUCACUCGGCUUACAUCAGCACCAGCCAGAUGAACUAGCUCCUGUUUGAGUGGAUGAGGUUUUUCCUGUGGCUGACAGAC